This is a messenger RNA of Procambarus clarkii (red swamp crayfish), 1238 nucleotides long. Lineage: Eukaryota; Metazoa; Arthropoda; Malacostraca; Decapoda; Cambaridae. The record is from RefSeq and is a predicted model, not a curated record.
AUGGUGCGGGCGUUCUUGACGGAGCGGCAGCAGUCCAGGGUGCUGACGACGUGGCUGACGGGGCUGACGCUGGCCACCGUGAUGCACCUCUUGUCCCCGCGUCUUGAAGCUCCCCAGUGUGUGGUGCUGGAGGAGGCUGAGGGCGGUCCAGCUCCUUCCUGUAAUGCUACAAACUCACUCCCCACUUUUACCAACAGCCACACUAGUGUGGUGGAGGCGCUGCUGGAGGGGCCCCUGGAGGCUACAGACAGGAGACUGCUGCAGUGGGUGGCAGAAGGAGGCGGCGGGCGUGUGUUUCCUCCCUCUACUCUUCCCUACAACAUCACUGACCACAACGUCGGAGGCUGGGAGGACUCCGGCGUCUGGAAGUUCUACGUCAAGGCCAUCAACAGAUACUUCGGCAAAAAGGAAGGCGGGUUCUUCGUGGAAGCUGGGGCGCUGGACGGAGUGAUACUGUCGGCGACGCUGACGCUGGAGCAGAACCAGGGGUGGCAGGGUCUCCUGGUGGAGCCCAGACCGGACAUAUUCCAGCAGCUCCUAGACAAACACCGCAAGGCCCACGCCGCCAGGUUCUGCCUCUCCGAGAAACCUUAUCCCCACCAGACAAGCUUUUGGUUAAGUCCCGACUACUUCAAGCAGAGUGUUGCCUUCAGUGCCGUCUCUAGUCAGCUCCUUGACAAAACUAGUCCUGAAUUGCGGGAGACAGGCAACGUGAUGACUGUUCACUGCAUCCCACUUGUGACACUUCUGCGGGCACUCCAUAUCUCACAUGUGGACCUCUUCGUUCUGGAUGUAGAGGGGGCUGAGUGGGGCGUUAUUGAACUCUUCCCCUUUGACCAGAUAACUGUCAAUAUGUUGGCAGUGGAAAGAAAGAAGAAAGGCGAUGCAGACAGGGCUGCUUUCAUCCAACUAGUACAGUCUAAGGGCUUCACACUUGCACACAGCCUAAGUGAGGAUUUUAUCUUCAUCAGAAACUCUUCCCAAAUUGAUAUUGAUCCAGCCUUGUACCUAGUCAAUUAGCAAUUCUGUUCAGCUCUGUAUUUUCUACUGGUGGUAUUGCAAAGAUGAUUCGGUCAUAUAGGUCCUAUUUCUCUCUUAUUUUAUACAGACCUCGGGAAGAUACAUUAGCAAAAACCUCAUACUGAUAAUAGAUUGUCUUAGGACUGCUUCCCACACAAAGGUAAUUUUGCAUGAUACAUUUUUUAAGUAGUUUUCAAUAUAGUACUGUAUUGUAUAGU